This is a messenger RNA of Schistosoma mattheei, 1731 nucleotides long. The record is from the annotation of a GenBank genome assembly. Lineage: Eukaryota; Metazoa; Platyhelminthes; Trematoda; Strigeidida; Schistosomatidae.
GUUAUAGUAAAAGGAUAAAGGGCUCAUUAUUGUUCUCUGGAGGUUUCACUGUUCACAGCUUUGCAUGAUGUCAAAGUGGUGUCCACUCUCAGUGGUUAAGUCGUUCAACUUCCAGCCACUAUGUUGUGGCUUCGAACUCCUCGCCUUUCAUUUUGGUUUGGGCAACUGGGUAGUUUCUCUGACUCACACUUAAAGUGUGGCUCAAAGCCGUGUUCACGAAUCUGUAUAUGGUCAUUUGAAAUUAUCGAUCAACGCCUUCACAUGUUGUUUCCAGUCACUGGGAAAGUGGUUGGUCCAAUCCAUAACAGUCAACUCUGGAGUCUCGCUGGUCCACUCUAAGACGCAUCUGAGAUGCCUUAUCGGAGACUGUACUAAAAUCGUUCAUAGUUGAAUUCACCGGAAUACCUUUUACACUAGCCUGUAGAGAUGUUCAGUCUACUGAUAUUAUCAAUCCGUUUUCAUCAUUGACAGUAUUAUCGCAUCGCUAAUUCUUCCUUAACCCUAUUAUUUUCACUUUAAUUAUCCUCUCAAGAAUUAUGAAUCAGCUUGAGCAAGAUCUGCGGACUAAACCGAUUUGCCUGAUUGUCCUUGGUAUGGCAGGUUCAGGCAAAACGACAUUUGUGAAGAAGCUAACUGAGUAUUUAACAGUUUCAUCAAAUUCGUCGUAUACAAUUAAUUUAGACCCAGCAGUUUAUCAUAUUCCGUACAAUCCUAACAUUGAUAUUCGCGAUACUGUCAAGUUUAAAGAGGUUAUGAAACAAUAUGGUUAUGGACCAAAUGGAGCUAUUAUGACAUCGUUGAAUUUCUUCGCCUCACAAUUUCAUAAAGUUGUGGAUAUAAUUAACAGCAACUCCGGAAAGGUUUCCUAUGUAAUAAUCGAUACACCUGGACAGAUUGAAGUGUUCACAUGGUCUGCUUCAGGAACUAUUAUUACAGAACUAUUAGGCAAUUCUUUUCCUACUCUAAUUAUAUACGUAAUGGAUACUCCACGAAGCCACAAUCCUAUCACAUUCAUGUCUAAUAUGCUCUAUGCUUGCAGUGUGUUGUAUAAAAUGCGACUUCCGUUUAUAUUAGUUCUCAAUAAAACUGACAUUAUAGACUGUGAUUUCGCCAUUCAAUGGAUGAGGGACUUUGAAACAUUUCAAGAUGCUCUAGCUGGUCAUCAAUCAACUGAUGGACCAUCUGAAAUGGAAGGUGAUAAUCCUUGUCCUGGGACAUCACCAUACAUGAAUAGUCUGGUUCAUUCUAUGUCAUUAGUGUUAGAUGAAUUCUAUAGUACUUUGCGUUGUUGUGGUAUCUCGUCGAUAACUGGUGAAGGCAUGAGAAAGUUUGUGGAAGAGAUUGAUGAAGCGAAAGAAGAAUACUUUAAGAUAAAUCUUCCGAGUUUGUAUGCUAAACAAGAAAAAACAAGCAAGAUUCAAGUGAUAAAUCUAGUAAGUGUCAUUCAUCCAAACAUGGAUCAAUGCUUUUGGAUUUGGCUGGUAAUGAUGACGAAGCUGAAAAUGAUCCGCUACCUGAUGUUGAUGGUAUAGAAAUUCGUCCACACAGUGAUUCAGAUGAUAACGAUGAUGAUGAUGAAUUUUUAGAAUCAAAAGAUCUCACAUCUAUUCAAAAUAAAUUUCAACAAUCAUGUUCUGUUGAUCCUGUUCCUUCUAUGAAUUGUGAAAACUAACUCCUUCUAUAAAUGGAAACAAUUAUUUUGUACAAAAUAUAAAUAUUUUUUGUUGCUGA